This is a messenger RNA of Sesamum indicum (sesame), 915 nucleotides long. Its product is annotated as protein BPS1, chloroplastic-like. NCBI's taxonomy places the organism in Eukaryota, Viridiplantae, Streptophyta, Magnoliopsida, Lamiales, Pedaliaceae. Gene Ontology annotation, biological process: shoot system development; root development. The record is from RefSeq and is a predicted model, not a curated record.
AUGGAGAAUAAACUUGGAAGAACCCUCAAGUUUGGAUCCAGGCUGGAGGAUCAUCAUCUGAAUUCCGAGGCCUUAUGGGCUUCUUUAAGUGGUUUCAGGUCGAAAGUUUCGGGUUUUGUCAACCAAAUAUUGUCCAAGCGUGAAAAUCCAGGGCGGAAGUUCCUGUCCCUGACGGGGUUCAAGGAAUGCUUUGAGAUGAUAGAUGUCGGCAACCGGGCUUUCGCGAAGCUGGUGGUGGAAAUAGACUACCCGAUGAGCCAAUGGGGUGGGAGAGCCACCGAGGAGUAUCUAAACUACACGUUGAGCUUGCUGGACCAGCUUAACUCAAUCAACUCCUUCGUUUCUCAUCUCAGCCAGGCCAAGAUUUCAAUUUCUCAUGCCCUGAACCUGAUCAGGAAUUCCCAAACAGCCAAGAGCCUGAAGAACAUCUCGGGAAGAAGUACUGGAAAGGACUUGAGGUUUGAAGGGUCAGUAACGAUGGGAGAAAGGCCUGUUUGUGAGAAGGAAUUGGUGGUUCUCCAGGCUUUGAUGGUAUCCAAGAAAAUCGCGCUCUUGGCGCUUGGUUUAGUUUUAUCAGGUUGUUCUGGUGACGCUAAACCAUACAUGGAAGUAAGAAAAUUCGGUGGAGGGUUUGAUGAUCCCCUGAUAACAGUUCUGGAAGCACGAUUCUGCCACGAGGUGACAGAAAUCCAGCAGGGAACUAUGGAAGAAGUGGAAGAGGUAAACAGAGCAAUGGAGCGCCUGCGUGUGGCUAUUUCUCCUGGACGGUACAACGAAGCCGUGGAGAAACUGAAGACGAGAUUGGAGACGCUGGAAAAUUCAAUCCAGGGCAUUCAAAAGCAAGCAAAUAAGCUGUUCUCUGAAGUUUUAGCUACAAGAAAUAAGUUGUUGGACAACAUUAGGCUCACAGGAUAG